Drosophila kikkawai is the source of this 2884-nucleotide messenger RNA. RefSeq names its product N-acetylglucosamine-1-phosphate transferase subunits alpha and beta (gene Gnptab). Gene Ontology annotation, molecular function: UDP-N-acetylglucosamine-lysosomal-enzyme N-acetylglucosaminephosphotransferase activity; calcium ion binding. Gene Ontology annotation, cellular component: Golgi apparatus. Lineage: Eukaryota; Metazoa; Arthropoda; Insecta; Diptera; Drosophilidae. Gene Ontology annotation, biological process: carbohydrate phosphorylation; N-glycan processing to lysosome. The record is from RefSeq and is a predicted model, not a curated record.
GUCCAGGCGGGCACACUUUCCGAAAGUAAUAACAAUAUAAACAAAAUUCGAAAAAAUUAAAUUAAAUGUGCCAGUUAGGGCGCUGAAAAUGCGGUUGCGCCGCCGCUGGCCGCGAAGGAUGAGGCGCGCCAUCGAGCAGUUGAGAAUGCAGUCACGGAGGAAGCUGCGGAUUCUAAUUGGGGCAGUAGGACUCUUUCUGGCAAUUUGGUUGGCUGGUGCUUACCUUUUCACAUCAGAAAGUGACAAAACCGGCGACUUUGGCAGCUCCUGCAGUCCCAUAGAUGCGGUGUACACCUGGGUUAAUGGCUCCGAUCCGAACUUUAUUGAGGCCAUCCGGCGAUUUGAUCCCAAGUAUGACCCCUCGCGGUUCGACGACAAAAACGAGCUGCGCUAUUCACUGAGAUCGCUUGAGAAGCACGCCAACUGGAUCAGGCACGUCUACAUAGUCACCAAUGGCCAGAUUCCCAACUGGCUUGAUCUCAGCUACGAGAGAGUCACAGUGGUGCCGCACGAGUUGCUGGCGCCCGAUCCCUCACAGCUUCCCACGUUCUCCAGCUCGGCCAUCGAGACCUUUCUGCACCGCAUACCUAGGCUGUCGAAGAGGUUCCUUUACCUCAAUGACGACAUUUUCCUGGGGGCUCCGCUAUAUCCGGAGGAUCUGUACACAGAGGCGGAGGGAGUGCGCGUAUACCAGGCCUGGAUGGUGCCCGACUGUGCCCUGGACUGCCCCUGGACGUACAUAGGGGACGGAGCCUGCGAUCGGCACUGCAACAUCGACGCCUGCCAGUUUGAUGGAGGAGAUUGCAGCGAAACGGGGCCAGCGGAUGGCUCCCACAUCCUUCCCCAAAGCCAGGAGACGCACGAGUUGGGCGCAGCAGCUGCAGUGCCCCCGACUCCGGUUCACCGGUUUCCUCACAUGGGAUUGCAAAAGCUGUUUAAGAAGAGCUCUGCUAACUUCAAGGAUGUGAUGCGCCACCGUAAUGUGUCAACGCUGCUCGAGCUUCGGCGCAUAGUUGAGCGCUUCAACAAGGACAAGCUAAUGUCUCUUAAUCCCGAGAUGGAGGCGAGCAGCACAGGGCCGCCGACCACGCAACGUCAUGUCCUGCACAAGGAAGACUUUAAAUCCUCCACAGACAUUUACUCACACUCAUUGAUUUCCACGAAUAUGCUGCUAAACAAAGCCUAUGGAUUCAAGGCUCGUUAUGUCCUGGCCCACGUGGGAUUUCUGCUCGAAGGGGAAAUUGUGGAGGCCAUGCAGCAACGCUUCAGGCAGCAGGUCCUGGACACUGCCCUGCAGCGCUUCAGGGCGCCCACGGAUCUGCAAUAUGCCUUUGCCUAUUACUCCUUUUUGAUGAGUGAAACUCGGGUCUUGGGCGUGGAAGAGAUUUUCGAUGAGUUCGACACUGAUGGUUCUGGGACGUGGUCGGACCGAGAGGUGCGCACCUUCCUUACCCGCAUUUAUCCGCCGCCUCUAGACUGGUCAGCCAUGCGUUACUUCGAAGAGGUUAUCCAGAAUUGCACCAGGAAUCAGGGUGAGGACUUAAGAGUAGACGUAGUGGAGCACUCCACGUUGGUCUAUGAGCGAUAUGAGGAUUCAAAUUUGCCCACCAUAACGCGGGCCUUGGUAGUGCGUUGCCCCCUUUUAGCGGAAGCCUUGACUGCCAACUUUGGAGUGCGUCCCAAGUACCACUUUCAUGUGAGUCCCAAGCGCACCUCCCACAGCAACUUUAUGAUGCUGACCUCGAACAUCACAGAGGUGGUAGAGUCCCUAGACCGACUGCGUCGUAAUCCGCGCAAGUUCAACUGCAUCAACGAUAACCUGGACGCGAAUAGAAGCGAGGACAACGAGAUUGUGCGCCAUCUGCUCGAGGACUUUUACCUGUCGUUCUUUCCGCGGCGCAGCAAGUUCGAACUGCCGCCACAGUUCCGAAAUCGCUAUGCAUCCUGGCGGGAUUACCAGCGCUGGAAGCGAAGGAAGCGGGCCGUAUUGGUUGUGGGCUAUCUGGUUAGUGUGCUCUUGGUGAUCUUCCUGUUGCGCUUUAUGUGCCAGCACAAGGCCAAGUUUGUGAGGCGCUGUGUGCAGCGUUUGUAGUCUGUCUCUCUUCUGCAAUGUUGUGAUAAGUUGUGAAAAUUUGUGUAUAUUGGCCAUUUUUCUGCAAGCGUACAUAGUCAAAUCUAGUUGUAGGCCAUGUCUAAGGCUAUUUUUCUAGUUCUUUAGAUGCAUGUUAGAGGCUAGUCCUAAGCUUAGCAAAUAAGAGUAAAUGUGUAGUGAAUUCGUAGGAGAUUAUUGUGUUCUUUAAAAACUGUGUGCAUUACUUACAAAUCUCAUAUAUUAAUGUAUCAGGGUCUCUGGAUACCAAAUGCAAAUCAAAAAUGAUAUCAGCUUUAGAAAGAGUUUUUUGAAGAGUCUUCAUCGUGAUCUGUGGGUCUUAUUUUAAUAAUAUUUGUGCUAGAAUAUAUAUUUGAAUUCAAAUUAAUAUACAAUAUGCAGUAUAUAUAUAUAGGGGAAUCCAUUAUUCAUGGUUCAUUCUUUAAUUUUUUUAUAACAGCAACAAAUGUGUAAAAAUGUCCUUCUUUAUGAAAAAUAUUCUCUAACAAAAGUCAAAAAGUUGAGGGAAUUCAUCCAAGAAAGUAAGCUAAAAUCCAAGAGAAAAAAAACCGAAAUGUGUGGCAAUAUUUCUUUAAUAUUAUUAUAUCAUUAUAUAUAGCUAUACCUUUACUUUUAGAAUCUUCUUAGUUUAUUUUUUUAAGACUUUUCAAACUAGUUUAAAAACCAAAGCAAAUAAAUAAGUUUCUGUAUCCCAAAACCUGAAAUCCCUUAUAUAGAACUAAAAAAGUUCCCACUUUAGUUAUUUCUCUAAACAAAAUAUACAAUUUCUAUUCA